Tympanuchus pallidicinctus (lesser prairie-chicken) is the source of this 1574-nucleotide messenger RNA. It is a transcript of the gene POU2AF3, whose product is annotated as POU class 2 homeobox associating factor 3. Gene Ontology annotation, molecular function: DNA binding; POU domain binding. The transcript has 5 exons. The record is from RefSeq and is a predicted model, not a curated record. Lineage: Eukaryota; Metazoa; Chordata; Aves; Galliformes; Phasianidae. Bases 603 to 1325 code for a protein of 240 amino acids. Gene Ontology annotation, cellular component: cytoplasm.
UCAGCCCAGAGGAGCUGGCAGCCUUACCCACCAGUCUGCUCGGGGCGCAGCUUCCCCCCCACCCCCCCAGCCGGUCCAGAGCUUAGAGAUAAGACCAUUCCUCAGCUGGUGUGUUGUCCUGAGAGCACUCGUGGUGCAGCUGGCAGCCCUGCCUGCCUCCCUGUGCAGACGUGCUGCAUGCAUCCCAAACUUACAGGAGGCUGGGUGCCCUUCCUGACUAUAGGGCCUGCUAAAGGGACUUCUUCAAUUUAGCUGAGGGUGCAGCUCAGCAAAGUCUCCUGGAAGAAGCCCCAACUGAGCUUGCUGAGUUGCUUCCAGGGGGAUCCAGCACCUCUGGCAGCAUCCCUUCAACCAGGGGAGGUCAGACGGGAUGGAGAGAUGCUGCACAUCCAUCAGCAGCAGGGAGAGGUCACAGCAGGGGGAGCAGAGUGCCUGCAGUGGGGUUUCUUCGAUGUGUGAGCACAGGCUGCUAUGGGACAGGGAGCCUGCAAGCAGCCGUGGGCUGGGACCAUGCUGGUGUGCGUAGGAUUGGCUGUGGGAUGGAAAUAACAGCAGAAAGUCAGGACGGAAACUGAACUGCCAGAGGCUUUAAGGAUUUCAGCAUGAGUACAACAGGAAAGCCCAAAGUGUACCAAGGUGUCAGAGUAAAGAUCACUGUUAAGGAGUUGCUGCAGCAGAGAAGGGCACGGCAAGCAGCAACCGGCGCGGCGGUUUCCUGGGGCAGCAACAGCAUCCAGUUUGCAGAGUCCGUGUCUCCUCCUCACCCAGCACCUUUUGAUGCAGAACCCAUCUCUUCAGCUCCCAACUAUUGCCCAUCAAGGCAGUUCUCAAACUGCCUCUCCUGCGAGGAGAGCCCCAGCCACCUGGAGCAGCUGGUGGACUCCUACCUGCAGGCGGAGGCAGCCUUCGAGCCAUCCCUGGGCACUCUGCAGACACCAUCACAUUACAUCCCUGACUCCUUCCAGCCAGUCCCUCUUUGCUUCAACCAGGGCUUGGCUGCAGCAUCCCCGAGCCCAGCUGAUCUGCCCAACGCGCUGCCCCACGGCUGCCCCGCUCCCCAGCUGCCCCCAUUCACCCCCCUGACCCACAGCCCACCUCCUGCCCUGGACCCCAUGCCCUACGGCUGCCCAGCAGAGGGCUGGCCCUGCCACCCCCCAUCCCCCUACACGCCCCUCGCCUGCUGCUGUGCUGCCUGCAGCCCCCCGCACACCGACCCCAAGGUCCCACAACGUUUCCCCUGCCCUGGCACGGAUUGCUCGGGCUGCCUGCCACCCACUGACGACUUCUUCAGGAGGGACAGGAGCUGGGACAUCUGUUACAGCUAAUGGGGAGGGGCUGCACGCUGCCUUCACGUUGGCAUCGUUGCCUGGGAACUGCAUACGGUUGCACUGCCUCCAACUCAUCACUACUCGCACAUGGUGUUGCCACUACAUUCAUCCUCCUGUUUUCUGUGGUCGGGGGUAGCUUUUUUUUAUUUGGUCUUUAUUUUAUUCCCUGGUUUUGUUUUUCUAAGAACUUCCCCCCAGCUGCCUUACCAAACCCGUGUCACUAACACCAGCUCUUUGUGUCACAAA